Populus trichocarpa (black cottonwood) is the source of this 1545-nucleotide messenger RNA. RefSeq lists its product as uncharacterized. The record is from RefSeq and is a predicted model, not a curated record. The transcript is spliced from 5 exons. Gene Ontology annotation, molecular function: protein dimerization activity. The coding region runs from base 1 to 1545 and encodes 514 amino acids. Lineage: Eukaryota; Viridiplantae; Streptophyta; Magnoliopsida; Malpighiales; Salicaceae.
AUGCCGAGAACAACUCCUGGUGCUCAAAAGUCUCUUCAGAAUUGUUGGCAAAGGAAAGAAGCAGUUGAACGGUGUGAUCUUGCUUUAGCGAAGUGGAUGUUUGAUGCAUGUGUGCCAUUUAAUGCUGUUAACUCUGUGUAUUAUCAGCAUGCCAUAGAUGCUGUAACAGCCAUGGGUCCUGGUUAUAAAGGACCAAACUUGCAUGCUAUCCGUGGUUAUUACUUGGCAAAAGCGGUUGAUGAAGUGAAGAUUUAUGUUGAGAGUUAUCGAGAGAUUUGGAAGAAGACUGAUGUCUCAAAGACUGCUAGAUUGUUGUAUCAGUUGUUUAGAGAGGUUGUUUUAUAUGUUGGGGUAGAAAACAUUGUGCAUAUGGUGACUGAUAAUGCUGCAAAUUAUGUUGCUGCUGGCAGGUUAUUGAUGGAAGAAUUUCCUUCAAUAUUGUGGUCUCCUUGUGCUGCUCAUUGCAUGAACCUCAUACUCCAGGACAUUGGUAAAUUGCAGUCAGUUUGUUGUGUUGUUGAGCAUGCUUCUAGUAUCACAAAGUACAUUUAUAAUCAUUGUUAUCCAUUGUAUUUGAUGAGGAAGUUCACUGGAGGAAAAGAAAUACUUCGUCCAGCUCCUACUCGUUUUGCCACCAAUUUCAUUGCAUUGCAAAGCAUUUUAGCUCAUAAAGAUGAGUUGAGAGCUAUGGUGACAUCUAGGGAAUGGGUCUCAUCUACUUAUGCUAAAGAUAUCAAAGGAAAAAAGUUUGUUGACAGUGUGCUAGACUCUUUGUUUUGGGAAGAAUGUGUAAUAAUUGUGCGAAUGAGUGAAUCUUUAGUUCGAGUUCUACGAUUGGUUGAUGGUGAUGAUAGACCUUCGAUGGGAUAUUUGUAUGAUGCUAUUCAUCAUGCAAAAGAAGAAAUGAUGAGGAGAUUUCAAAAGAGAAAGCCUAGAGUGAAACCUUUCAUAGACAUUAUCAAUUAUCGGUGGGAUGGACAAUUUUAUAGAAAUCUUUUUGCAGCGGCAUUUUGGUUGAAUCCUCGAUUUCAAUAUGAUGCAAAUAUAAUGGAUAAACAUAUAAGCACCAUUUCUGGACUUCUAGAUGUUCUUGAGAAGUAUGCACAUGGAAAUCUACCAUUGCAAAGUAAGAUUGCAAGUGAGAUGAAGUUUUUUAGGAAUGCUGAACAUGACUUUGGCCGAGCGUCUGCAAUAAAUAAUCGCACCCUUAUGCCUCCAGAUGAAUGGUGGAUGACAUAUGGAACCAACGCUCCAAAUCUACAACAAUUGGCUAUACGAGUGUUAAGUCAAACUUGUAGUUCUUCGGGAUUCGAAGAUGACCCAUCAAUCUUGACAACGGAAGAAGUAGAGAGUUUUCACCAAGCUCUAUCAACUAUGACCAUACAAGAUACUUUAGAUGAUGAUGAUUGUGAUGAUGAAGUUUCAAAGGAGCAUGCUGAUGAUUUAUUAGGUGUUGACAAGAUUGGCUUAUUUCCAUCGACAUUUGAUCCAAAUUUUGCUGCCAUAGACACAGAAGAACUUAAUGUGUUCAUUCAACAAAAGUGA